CCAGAAAAUACACACAGGAGAGAAAUCUUACCCCUGCCCUGACUGUGGGAAGAGGUUUGCUCACACAGGAGCCAUGAAAAUACACCUGCUGAAGCACACAGUACUCCAGAAACGCAAGCAGAUGCACACAGAAGAGAAACCUCACUCUUGCUCUAUAUGUGGAAUGACUUUUUCUACAUCGUGGAAUCUCACUAAACACCAGAAAAGACACUCAGGAGAGAGGGGUCACGUCUGUGACAUCUGUGGGAAAGGGUUCUCUGAAUCCACACACCUGAGGGCCCAUCAGAGGACGCACACUGGAGAGAAACCCUACCAGUGCUCUGACUGUGGGAGGGGCUUCUCCCAAUCAGGAAGUUUGAGAAGACACCAGCAGAUCCACUCUAGAGAUGCUGGCCUGGUCCCUGAUGCUGGCCUGGUCCCUGCUGAUGGUGAUGCUCUUGAUCCACCUACUGACUGUACCUCCAACGUCCAUGUGUCAAUGCAUGGUCGGGGGAUGUUACGUGAGCACCUCCGUCAGAUACCUGGGAUUAGUGCUGCCUUAGUGGAACUGCAGGUAAAAGAAGAAGAAGUUGGUGGUGGUCUGAUCAAUUCUGAUGGAGAAGAAGUUGGAUUGGAUCCUACUCAACAUGGAAAGAGUUCAGACCAGGAGGAGAGUCCCUCUACAUCAAGAGAACCUGAACAACACCAGGAGAGUCACACAGCUAAGAGCUCUCACUGCUGUUCAGUGUGCAGAAGAGAUUGCCUAAAGUUAUCAAAACUGCUAAUACAUAUGAGAAUACACACAGGAGAAAAGCCUUACCCUUGCUCUGUGUGUGGAAAGCAGUUCCGUGAAAAAAGACAUCUUCAAGACCACCAGAAAGUGCACACUGGAGAGAAACCUUUCGUCUGCUCCAAAUGUGACAAGAGGUUUGGUUUCGCUUCAGCCUUGAAAAGGCACCAGUGGUUACACACAGAAGAGAAACCUUACUCCUGCUCUGUGUGUGGGAAGGGUUUUACCUUACAAUCACGCAUGAAGGAACACUCCCUGACACACUCAGGAGAGAAACCCCACUCCUGCUCUGUCUGUGGGAAGAGUUUCAGCCGUCCAGAUCAGUUAAAGGACCACUCUAUGCAACACGCAGGGAAACCCCACUACUGUUCUGUGUGUGGGAAAAGCUUUGCCUUGUCUAAACAACUCCUGAAGCAUGAGAAGACUCACACAGGAGAGAGACCUUACAGUUGCUCUGUGUGUGGGAUGAGUUUCAGCGAGAAGGCAUAUCUUGAAGACCACCAGUCAGUGCACACUGGAGAGAAACGACACCCCUGCCCUGAUUGUGACAAGAGGUUUGGAUGUGCUUUGUCCCUACGUAAACACAGACUGUUACACAUAGAAGGGAAAUCCCACUCCUGCUCUGUGUGUGGGAAGAGUUUUGCAAGAUCAGCAGACCUUAAAGUCCACCACAAAGAUCAUACAGGAGAGAAACCUUACAGCUGCGCUAAAUGCGGACAGAGCUUCACCAGUUCUCAAAAACUUCAGAGACACCAGAAAACUCAUGUUGGUUUACCACCUGUAGAGUUUCAAAACCCUGUUACAAUUGAAGGAGGGAGGGAGGGAGAAGAUGAGGAGGAGGAAGUUGGUGGUCUGAUUCAUUCAGAUGGAGAAGAAGUUGGUUGGGAUCUUCAUCGUCUCAACAGGAGUUCUGACAAGGACGGGAAUGCCUCUACAUCAAGAGUACCUAACGAAACCAAGGGGGAUCUCAAAGCUCAGAGAUACAGUUGCUCUGUGUGUGGGAAAGACUGGAAGCGGUUAUUUGAUCUGAAAAGACACAUGACAACACACACAGGAGAGAAACCGUACAGCUGUUCUGUGUGUGGGAAGAGUUUUAGACGAGCAGACCUCUUGAAACAACACUUCUGGACACACAAAGGAGACGCAGGGGAGAAACCUUACCCCUGUCAUGUCUGUGGGAAGGGUUUCACAAGAUCAUCAGACCUUAAAAUACACAAUAGAGUUCAUACAGGACAGAAAUCUUCCAGCUGUGCCGAAAGUGGCCAGAGCUUCACCACUUCUCAGAGUCUUGGGAGACACAAGAAGAGACGCCACAGCUCACUUCCUGAGGAGGACCUAGCUGCAGAGGUAAAGAGUGAGGAGGACUUCACUAGUAUCAGUGAUGAAGAGGAGGAGGAGGAAACCUCUGCUGUGGGAGGGGGAAACAAGGACUAGCCUUACAUAUCAAGAUGUAAAAGUUACUGUACAGCAGGGUUUGGAUCCAUUCAGGAAGUUCAAUUGAGGACAGCUUAAUGAAUGAACAACAGAGACAGAAUGCAAAUAUGAAAGUUUAUUAAAAUAGUUAAGAGUUCAGGUGGGCCCUGUAUGUAUGUAUGUAUGUAUAUACACUGCUAUAAAAAAUAAA
Molecule: messenger RNA, 2393 nt
Organism: Coregonus clupeaformis (lake whitefish)
Lineage: Eukaryota; Metazoa; Chordata; Actinopteri; Salmoniformes; Salmonidae
Product: zinc finger protein 345-like
Exons: 3
Coding region: 74-2203 (709 amino acids)
Biological process (GO): regulation of immune system process; negative regulation of transcription by RNA polymerase II; regulation of cytokine production
Source: RefSeq, a predicted model, not a curated record